AUGGCGGAGUUCUGCUCAGCCACUGCAACCCACCACCGCGAUGGGAGACGGACUGGAUCCAGGCAGCAGCCAGAAUCCUCCCUCUCGCCCCGCCCCCCUCUUCCCUUCAACCCUCCACCACCUGAACGGAACCCCUCCAGACCCAAACGACAGACCAACCAGCUACAGUACCUCCUCAAAGUGGUGUUGAAGACUUUAUGGAAACACCAGUUUGCGUCUUUCCACUCUCCUGUAGAUGCCGUUGACCUCAAUUUACCUGACUACUAUAAGAUCAUCAAGACCCCUAUGGACAUGGGGACGAUUAAAAAACGUCUGGAGAACAACUACUACUGGAAUGCCCAGGAGUGUAUCCAAGACUUCAACACAAUGUUCACAAACUGCUACAUCUACAAUAAGCCUGGUGAUGAUAUUGUCUUAAUGGCGGAGGCUUUGGAAAAGCUGUUUCUGCCAGAAGAUUACGGAGAUUGCCAGGAAGAGACUGAAAUUGCCGUGGUUACGAAAGGACGCCGCAGGACCAGAAGGGAUCUAGCUCUCAUCACCAAGUCAGACUCCGGUCAAGACUCGUCAUCUCCUUCCACCACACCGCACACACGAGACUUCUCAUCCCCCUCUCAUCCACUAACGCCUCAGCCCCGGGCCCCACCCACAACUCCAGGCCCUCCUAUCCUGCCUCAGCCCCCACGCGUGCCUCCUACCCCAGGCUCUCUCACACCCCACCUAGUGCCGCCAUUCCCUGUCUUAACACCAGACGUCCUGGCACAUGGCAUGACCUCUGUUCCUCCUCCAGCACCACCACACCCAGCCCUCCAUCCCGUCCCAUUGCUGCAGAACCCUCCUGUCCUUUUCAAGCAGAGGAAGAGCCAGAAGAGAAAAGCAGACACCACCACCCGCCCUGCCAACGACCAGCUCACCGAAUCAUCGCCUGCCUCCAUUGAGGCCCGGCCGCUCCGAGACAGCAGUCGCCCCUCAAAGCAGUCCAAACAAGACGCGUCACAGCCAGACUCUCAGCAUCACCUGAGCGGCUCUUUGGACACUGGCGUGACAGCGACAUCGAAGCGCCAGGACCAGUUGCGUUUCUGUGCACGUCUCCACAGAGAGAUGCUGUCUAAGAAACAUGUGGCCUAUGCCUGGCCGUUCUACAAACCUGUUGAUGUAAAAACUCUUGGACUUCAUGACUAUCUUGACAUCAUCAAGCACCCUAUGGACCUUAGUACCAUCAAGGUAACUUUCUUAAAAAUAACACAAAACAAUCUUGUAUAUCUUGCCAAUAUUAUACCAGUUUUUUUCCAAAUAUACAUUUCAAUCACAUUUUUUCCCAACUCAACAAAGUGA
Molecule: messenger RNA, 1332 nt
Organism: Thalassophryne amazonica
Lineage: Eukaryota; Metazoa; Chordata; Actinopteri; Batrachoidiformes; Batrachoididae
Product: bromodomain-containing protein 4-like
Biological process (GO): positive regulation of transcription elongation by RNA polymerase II; chromatin remodeling
Cellular component (GO): chromatin; nucleus
Source: RefSeq, a predicted model, not a curated record